Molecule: messenger RNA, 651 nt
Organism: Lottia gigantea (owl limpet)
Lineage: Eukaryota; Metazoa; Mollusca; Gastropoda; Lottiidae
Exons: 4
Coding region: 1-651 (216 amino acids)
Molecular function (GO): protein binding
Source: RefSeq, a predicted model, not a curated record
AUGAAUUCAGAAGAAAGUAAAAUUCCUUUACUCCAGGCUGAUUACUUAAAUAACGAUGACAUUGUUGAUAGUGUAGUUACUAAUAGUGAAACAGACUUACUACUAAUUUCUCAUUUUAAAACCAAUUUUCCUGAGAAACGUCAAGUAAUGGUAUUUAAAGAAAAACAACCAGCAGUCGUUACCUUGUUACCUGAAUUAUGUGAUGUUAUUUUUCUUGUGGGUAAAAAUAAAAUGCCAGUGUUUGCCGUCAAAUCAAUAAUCAUCUCCCAGUCAAGAGUGCUUUAUCAGAUGUUACUUGAUAACAAAAGAGAAAAAACUGGUAGUAAAAGACCACCAAACGCUAGUAAAGCAAGAGUUAUGUUACCUGAUUAUCAUCCCAAUGUUAUACAAAAAUUGAUAGACUUUCUACAUUCUGGUAAAUUGCGAUUAACAACUCGAAAUAUAGUAGGUUUAUAUUGUGCUGCAGUUGAAUUUGAUGUACUGGAAGUGCGCAGAGUGUGUAGUCACUAUCUAAAUAGUUUAAAACCUCACCAAAUACCACACGUUAAGCUGAGCUUAUAUUCUUAUGGAUGUAAACCGGGUGUGAAAUAUAUUCUUAAUAUUCUAAACUGGACAAAAAGAUGCCAAAUUUCAAUUCAACGAGCAAGUUAA